Molecule: messenger RNA, 1413 nt
Organism: Rotaria sp. Silwood1
Lineage: Eukaryota; Metazoa; Rotifera; Eurotatoria; Philodinida; Philodinidae
Source: the annotation of a GenBank genome assembly
AUGAUGAUUAUUCAAGUCAAUAACAAAUAUUAUCUUGCUGUACUUCAACAAUCUCCAAGGCUAGAUAUCUCAACAUCAAUCAGUCCUGCACAAGAAUGUGUUCCUAGCGAACAACUGUUCAAUUCUACAAUAUUGGAAAAACAUCAGUAUGAACGAAUUCCAUCUUAUUAUAAAGUGUGUGGAGAACGUCACGAUUUGACUUGUUUCGUUGACGAAGAGUUUUUAUGUUUGUGCACAAAUGAUCAUCAUGCUAAUUGUUUGACAUUCACACGUUAUGAAGAUUUUCGAUGUCCAAUGAAAAAUUAUUGUGAAAAUGAAGCAUACUGUUUACAAGAUCAUCCAUCUUGUCCAUCUACAAAAAUUUGUGUAUGUCCCAAAUGCUUCUUUGGUAAUCAAUGUCAAUUUUAUGCGAAAGGUCUUGGUUCAACAUUAGAUGAAAUCUUAGGUUAUGAAUUUAAAAAUAAUUUAAUGCUAUCUGAACAAUCUUUCCAGGUAAAAUUAAGUGCUAUUGUCACUAUGUUGAUAUGUGUAAUAGGUAUCAUCAAUAGCAUUUUAUCAAUAAUAACAUUUUUAAGAAAAAAAACACGCGAUGUCGGCUGUGGAAUAUAUCUCUUGGCAUCAUCAAUCACUUCAUUAUCAACUAUGAUCUUAUUUACACUUAAAUUUUGGUUUCUUUUUCUUUCUCGUCAAGAUAUCUUGGGUCAAAAUACUAUUCUCUAUGCUAAUUGCAUGGUUAUUGAACCUAUACUAAAAAUCGCUUUGUACCUAGAUAAUUGGUUUAAUGCUUGUGUAGCUAUAGAGCGAACAGUGUCUGUAUUUCAAGGAAUUAAUUUUAACAAGAAUAAAAGCAAACGAGUUGCUACGUAUAUAGUGAUGUUAUUACCUUUUAUUAUGGUCGGUCUUUUCGUUCCACAACUACGUAGUCUUCGUUUAUUUGAAGAUAAAAUGGAAGAACGAAGUUGGUGUGUUGUCACUUAUUCGCCAUGGCUACAAAUGUAUAGUUUAACAUUGAUAUUUUUUCAUUAUUUUGCUCCAUUAUGUAUCAAUUUAUUCUCGGCUCUACUCAUCAUUAUAGUAACUGCUCGUCAACGAGCUGUUAGUAAAACUGGUCGUACUGUCUGGAUUCAUCUUAUAUUCAAAUUAAAACAAUAUAAACAUCUUAUAAUUAGUCCUACUAUAAUUAUAGUUUUAACAUUACCUCAUUUAAUCAUUUCAAUUAUAUUAGACUGUGACAAAUCAUCCAACUUGUUUUGGUUCUAUCUUAUCGGUUAUUUUCUUUCAUUUAUUCCAGCAGCAUUAGUUUUCAUAAUUUUCAUUGUACCAUCAACACUUUACAAACAAGAAUUUAAGAAAAUAAUAUUACCUACGCAUCAAGGUUUUGAUGUAUUAAAAUUUAUCCCUAAUAAAUUCUGA